Labrus bergylta (ballan wrasse) is the source of this 6259-nucleotide messenger RNA. The record is from RefSeq and is a predicted model, not a curated record. Lineage: Eukaryota; Metazoa; Chordata; Actinopteri; Labriformes; Labridae.
AUGGUCUGCUAUGUACGGACCCAGGCCGGAAACCUGCAGCUACUGGUCGCCCAGAUGCAGAAGAACGCCGACACGGUGGAGAAAGACAUCCUCCGGUCUGAGGAGCUGCUGGCUGUGGAUGCUGAAAAUGACAAGAAGGAGCAGCCCUUCGAGCACCAGGCGGAGAUCUCAGACCGGCUGGGCGAGGCCGAGGGUCUGCUCAAAGACCUCUUCCUCGACAUCGACAAAGCCAAGAAGCUCAAACACCCACAGGCCAAAGACAUCGACAGAGAUGUCAUUGAGCUCCACGAGCGCUGGCUGAAGGACUGCCUCUUCUACCGAGACAUCUACGAGCAGAUAGACGACGUGUCGCUGAUGCCCAGAAUCGAGUGGGGGCCGGUUUUCAACGAGAAGCAAAAAGAGGUGAACGCGGAAGAGUACGGCCCCACCAUGGCCGACCUGGAGAAGCAGAUCGCCGCUCACAACAUCCUGCACAAAGAGGUGGAGGCCUACAACUCGCAGCUCUGCGUCGCCUCAGCGGGCAGCAAGGAGAAAUACACAGCCCUGAAGAAACAGUACAACAACCUCCUGGAUAACUCAAAGUGGCGUCAGCACUACCUGAAGAGCCUGUACGAGUACAUGCAGGGCUGCAACAAGGAGCUGGCCUUCCUGGGGGAGGAGCAAGAUAAGAUCAAAAGUGAGGACUGGAGCGACCGCAUGGUGGACCCGCCGGACGUCCGCAGGCAGUACGAGAACUUUAAGAACAACAACCUGCUGUCCCACGAGAGCGAGGUGAACAAACUGCAGGAUGAAGGAGACAGACUUGUCGACAUGAAGCAUCCUGCCAGCGCCACGAUACAGGCGCAAAGAGACGCUCUGCGGAACGAGUGGCAGAAAUUCCUCAACCUCUGCAUCUGUCAGGAGACUCACCUGGACAAUGUGGAGGAGUACAAAAGGUACCAAAUGGAGACGGAGCAGCUGUCGGAGACACUGACCAAACUGAACAACAGCCUGGACCCAAAGGUGGUCAGCAAACAGAGCAACUCAGAGACUCAGCUGCAGCUGGAGGCGGGGGAGAAGGCGGUGCAGAACAGCGAGCAGUUGCUGGCCGACCUGAGGAGACGCAGCACCACCAUCGCUCCCCUGAAGCUGCGGCGCAGCACGGGCAACAGACCCAUCACGCUGGAGUCCCUGUGCGACUGGGAGACGGACAAGGCAUCUCUGAACAGAGGGGAGAAGGUCACUCUGAAGUCCAACUCUGACAUUGAGAACUGGGACAUCAUCUCCACCGACGGGUCCACAGGAACCUUCCCCGGAGUUUGCUUCCAGAUCCCCCCGCCCGAUCCAGACGCCAUCGACAAAGUGGACUUGCUGGGAGAUGAGCUCACAGACAUCAAGAGGAGGAGAGCUGCUCUCGCUGCUUCCCUGAAGAAUAACAAAUCAGCCGUCUCCAGGCCCGUUCAAUCAGCUGCACCAUCCUCCUCCCCGCUGGAUCCCAAAGCCACAGCGCUGGCCCAGCAGCUGGACAAGCUUGACGACGACCUGGCCAGCGCCGAGGAGAGCAUGCUGAGCCGCCUGCGGACCCCGCUGGACCGCAGUGACCCGGCCGGAGAUCUGGCCAAGAGGCUGAGAGAACAGCAGCAAGCCGCCGAGGCUCUGAAGGCUCUGGAGAAGCAGAAGUUGGCUGCGCAGGCUGACCUGCAGCCGCUGCUGUCCAAAGACCCCAGUGUCACCUCCUCGGGACUGCCGCUCAAACUGAGCACUGCCAACAACAAGCACGACAGCAUCGCUGCCCUCGCCGACCUCUACAACAAGAAAGCUAAUGCGUCUCUCGGCCUGGAGAAUCAGAUCAAAAAGGUGGACGGCCUUGUUUCUGGAUUUGAGAAAAAGCUGAGUGAUGACAGUCCAAUCCCUGACGUACCAAACGCUCUCCAAGCCCGCACUGAUGACAUCCAGUAUCAGCGGAAGGCUGUGACAGCGGCUCAGGACGACAUGAAGAAGCUGAGUCAAGAUCUGGAGGCCACGGAUCAGCUGUGCAGCUCUCUGCAACAGGGCUACCAGGAGUACUGCCCCGACAUCCAGCGCCAGAGGACUGAGGUCAAGCAGCUGCAGACGCGCUACGCUAAUGUGGCUAACCAGCUGAAGGAGAGAGAAAACAUCUUACAAGACGCUGCAGGCAAAAACCAGGAGUUCCAAAGCACAAGCAAAUCCCUGAAAUCUUUCCUGGACAACCUGCCGAAGGACCAGAUCAAUCCCAACGAUGACCUGUCUCAGAUCGCUGCCAAGCAGAGCUCUCAAGAGAGGGUGGCAGAGGACCUGAAGAGGAAGGGAGACGACAUGGACAGAGUGACCGACCUGUCUCGAGACCUGCAAAGUCUGCUCAGCGAUUAUGAAACCAACGUUGACAAAUACAACAGCACACUCGAGGACUCUGGAGCAACGGUUGCACAGAAACCGCGCCUGUCCACACUGACUGAAGCUGUCCAGAAAGAGGAAAGGGAUCUGGUCAACCGUUACGCUGAAGCGUCAGCUGAAAGUUCCCAACGGCAAAAGCAGAUGGACUUGGCUAAGAAUCUUGUUUCACGCAAUGACGAGAAAAUCACCAUGGUGGCACAGCAGCAGGUGCAGCUUGAAAGCCAGCAGAGGAGUUCUUUGGAGUUAGACACUCUGGCCAAGGAGCUCGAAGAGGAGAGGGAGAGGGCGACUCAUGUCCAGGUCGAGUUAAGAACCUAUAAAGAGAGGCUGCUGUCCCUGAAGAGUCGCAGAGGAGUGGAGCGUUUCGAGGAGACAGAAGUGCUGCACUACUACCGGGACCCAAAACUGGAGAGCGAUUUGGCCGACCUGCAGAAAAUUCUAAAUGAAGAGAUCUACAAGCGUAGCACCACCGUGAGUGAGCUUGAGUUGAUCACCAAAAAAGUCACCAUCCAGGAGGAAACCCUUCAAAAAGCCGCGCCAAAACUGGUGACCAGAGAGGUGACGGAGUUCGAGAAAGAUCCUCAGCUGGACGUAGAGGCUGCGAAGACACGAGACGAAAUAGAAAGGAUGAGAAAUGAAAUCAGAGUGAGAGACGGAGAGCAUAUACAGAUGCGGACGGAGGUCACAAUCCUCCAGCAGAAGAGGCCGCCGAUCAAAGAGAGGGUGGUCAAGAAGGAGGUGGUGAAAGUGGAGAAGAACCCGGAGAUGUUGAAGGCGGUGCGGACGUUUGAGACGGAGAUUUCCGACGAGAACAACAAGGUGAAGCUCCUCAACGAUGAAAUCUUCCAGACUAGGAGCAUGAUCAACGCACUGGAGAGACUCAUUCCAAACAUCCAGCCAAAAAUUAUCACCAAGGAGGUGAAAAAGAUUGAACAGGACCCCGAGCUCAUCAACGAAUCUAAGACGAUUCGAACCACCAUAGAGAAAGAGAGGUUCGAAAACAACUCUUUGUCCAGAGAGUUGUCCGAGCUCCAGAGCCGCUACAGAGAAGUUCAAACCUGGAGGCCCAAAGUCGAGGUGAAGGAAAUUGUCAACGAGCUCUACCGGAUCGACCCCAACACAGAGGUGGAGAUAAUGCGGCUCAGGAAAGACAUCCAAGACUCCACCAAACAGCACACUGAUCUCGAGAAAAAUAUCAGCCAGGUCACGUCUGAGGUGAACAUCCUCCGGGCUGAGAAACCCAAAGUGGAGAUGAAAGAAGUUCUCCAAGAGGUGGUGAAGGAGGAGAGAAGCCCUGAAAAUGAGCGGGAGAUCCAGAGGCUGAACACCCAGGUGAACCAUUCGCACUCCACUUACAGCACCCUCUGUGACCAGGUGAACAGACUCAGGAGGGAAAGAGAUGAUCUGAAGGCCGAGAAGUCCAAGAUAGAGACCAAACUGGUCGAGAGAGAAGUCAUCAAGUACGAGCCUGAUCCCCUGUUGGAGAAAGAAGCUGACCGCCUUAGGAAAGACGUGCGGGAGGAGGCGCAGCUGAGGCGCAGCAUCGAGGAGAUGGUCUUUGAUCUGCAGAACAAAUACAUCCUGCUGGAGAGGCAGAAGCCCGAGGAGAAGGUGGUCAUGCAGGAGAUCGUGCGUUUGCAGAAGGACCCGCGGCAAAUGGUUGAGCAUGAUAAGCUCAGCAGGAACCUGGACGAAGAGGUGAAGAACAGGCGUCAAUUCGAGCUGGAGUUGCAGCAGCUUAGAUCACAGAUUGAAGAUAAAGUCAGGCUCCUCAGAGAGAGCGACGAGCGCCAAAAGAGGAUCCAAGCCGAGUCUGAACUCCGAGAGAUCCGAAUGCGCAUCACGCAGCUGGAGAACGCUCCACCUCCCGUCGAGGAAAGCAUCAUCGUUGAGGAGUUACUGAAGGUGGAAAGAGACCCGAAGUUGGAGAGGGCGACAAAUGGACUGCGGUCGGGGUUGGACAAGGAAACCAGCGAUAUGUUGCGUCUCCAGAGAGAAAUCCGUAGCAUCACUCUUAGGCUCGAGAUCCUUCAGAGGGAGAAGGCCGGAGAGAAGACGGUGUAUAAAGAGGUCAUCCGUGUCGAGAAAGACCAGGGCGUGGAGGCGGAGCGGGAUCGCCUGAGGGAGCAGGCAUCUCAGACCAAAUUUGCCAGACAGGACCUGGAGGACGAAAUCAGACGAUUGAAUGAUAAGGUCAACCUCAUGUUGAACGGCAAGUCGAGCACUUCAAGGGAGGAGACGACCCUCACUCUGAACAGAGAUGCCUUGCUGAGGGACAAGGACAACCUCACUCGGGAGCUCAGGACUCUGGAAGCCAAGAGGCAAGACACCAGUGUGUCGUUCCAGCAGCAGAGCAAACUGAUCAGCGAGAGGACACAGAUGAACAAGCAGAAGAGCCUCAAGAUGUCGUCCGAAACGCAGCACCUGGAGAGGCAGAUCCUGGAUGAAAAGGACAAGAUCCACAUGAGGGACAGCACCCUCCGGGACCUUCUGAUGAGCCUUCAGAAAGAGGAGCAUGUGGAGACAAGGACCAAAGAGACCAACGUCUCCACCAAAAUCACCAUUUUGGAUCCAGACACCGGCAAAGACAUGUCCCCGUAUGACGCCUACCUGCAGGGCCUGAUUGAUCGUUCCCAGUACAUCCAUCUGCAGGAGCUGGAGUGCGACUGGGAGGAGAUCACCUCCAUGGGGCCCGACGGGGAGACAUCCGUGCUGCAGGAUCGCAAGAGCGGAAAACAGUUCUCCAUCAAAGAUGCGCUGAAGGCAGGCCGACUGACGGAGAAUCAGCUGAAGCAGUACAAACAGGGCCAGAUCCCCAUCUCAGAGUUCGCCUUGCUGGUCGCCGGUGACAACAAGAAGCAACCUCAGUUCAACUCCAUCAUCCCAAAGUCCAGCACAACAGUGAAUUCUGCCCCUCCAAACCCCUCAGAAGUCUACCCUGUGGCCGGAAUAAUGGAUGCAAACACUGAGACCUGCUACACAAUUCGGAAUGCCACCCUGCGCAAACUCAUCGAUCCCAGCACGGCUCAGAGACUUCUGGAGGCUCAGGCAUCGACAGGCGGCAUCAUUGACAUCAACACCAACGAGAGAUGUACGGUUCACAAGGCAACGGCCCGAGGCCUCGUUGAAGACAGCCAAGUCCAGCGGCUACUCAAUGCUCAAAAGGCCUUUGCGGGUGUUGAAGACCCCAUGACGAGAGAGUGUUUGUCCGUGGGCGAGGCCAUCCAGAAGGGCUGGAUGCCGAAGGACACCGGCCUCCGCUACAUGGAGGCACAGCACCUGACUGGAGGCCUCGUCAAUCCCAAUACAGGUCGCCGAGUGAGCAUCAUGGACGCCAUUGGGAACAAGAUGAUCGACAGCUCGAUGAUGAGGGAGCUGCAGGCAGAGUCGACCUACAUCAAGGAUAUUGUCGACCCAAUCACAAAGGAGAAGAUCAACUACAAACAAGCUCUGGAUCGCUGCAGGAAAGACCCAUCGUCCGGCCUCCCCAUGCUGCCCGCCUCCUCCAAAGAAUCUGGUUACACCUCUAAAUAUGCAAGAUUCUAGAUAUUUUUACGACAUACUUAUCUGAUCCUUGCUGGUCAAAUAUGUACUAUUAUAAGAAAUCAAUGCCAAAUGAAUCUCUUAGGAUGUUUAUUUGACUCAGGAAACGUCUUCUACCACAAAGCUUUCUGUCUGCCGAAAUUAUCGCUGCUGAGCUGCCUUUGUUUACCGAAAAUGUUUGAUGUGAGCAAGAUGUUUUUUUGAUUUUUAUUUAAAAAACCAGAGAAUAUAAAUUCAUUUUAUCUGUGAUAUCGUUGUGUUAUUUGGGAUUCUGGGACACGGUGCAAUGCUUUUUACCAAGAUUGAUUUGAUUCUGUAUUAC